AUGGAAAAUUCUCCUUCGUCUCCACAAUACUCACCUUCAUCUCCUAUCUAUACACCAUCAUCAUCGUCGUAUUCGCCGCCGCCAUCACCCGAAUACUCACCAGAAUCACCUUUAUACAUUCCUUCAACUCCAGAAUACUCACCACAUUCCCUUGAAGAUUACUUACGUGAUUCACCACCCCCAUACAUGUCUCCUGAAUACUCUCCGCAAUCGCGGUACUAUACACCUUUGUCUCCUGAGUACUCGCCACAAUCGCCAUUCUGUCGUACACCUGAGUACAUGCCAGAUGAGUACUCGCCUCAAUCGCCAUACUAUACACCGAUAUCUCUUGAGUACUCGCCGCAAUCACCAUACUAUACACCUUUGUCUCGUGAGUACACGCCAGAGUCUCCUGAGUACUCCCCUCAAUCGCCAUACUAUACACAUAUGUCUCCUGAGUACUCGCCUCAAUCGCCAUACUAUACACUGUUGUCUCCUGAGUACACGCCAGAUGAGUACUCGCCUCAAUCGCCAUACUAUACAGCAAUGUCUGCAGAGUACUCGCCUCAAUCGCCAUACUAUACAGCAAUGUCUGCAGAGUACUCGCCUCAAUCGCCAUACUAUACAGCAAUGUCUGCAGAGUACUCGCCUCAAUCGCCAUACUAUACAGCAAUGUCUCCAGAGUACUCGCCGCAAUCGCCAUACUAUACAUUGUUUAUACUAUACAUCGUUAGAAUUAUCCCCUGA
Messenger RNA from Beta vulgaris subsp. vulgaris (sugar beet), 726 nucleotides. RefSeq lists its product as uncharacterized. The transcript has a single exon. Lineage: Eukaryota; Viridiplantae; Streptophyta; Magnoliopsida; Caryophyllales; Amaranthaceae. The record is from RefSeq and is a predicted model, not a curated record. The coding region runs from base 1 to 726 and encodes 241 amino acids.